This is a messenger RNA of Cornus florida, 1364 nucleotides long. Its product is annotated as ADP-ribosylation factor GTPase-activating protein AGD12-like. Bases 124 to 1086 code for a protein of 320 amino acids. The transcript is spliced from 9 exons. Gene Ontology annotation, molecular function: phospholipid binding; GTPase activator activity. The record is from RefSeq and is a predicted model, not a curated record. NCBI's taxonomy places the organism in Eukaryota, Viridiplantae, Streptophyta, Magnoliopsida, Cornales, Cornaceae.
UUCACCCCUCUUUUGCAUUUCUCUCUCAUCUUUCUCUCUCUAGCUUUCUCUCUGUUUACAUAGCUGGUUGAAGAAUCAAUCUCUCUGCGUCAUAUACGUUCCAAUUUCGUGAUUAGCGGAACGAUGAAGCAUUCAUCCUCAGGUAAGCGAAGAUUAAAUGAUCUAUUGCUUAAAAGUGAUAAUCGGGGUUGUGCUGAUUGUGGUGCUCCAGACCCUAAAUGGGCAUCGGCAAAUAUUGGAGUCUUUAUAUGCUUAAAAUGCUGUGGUGUGCACAGAAGCCUUGGUACGCAUAUCUCAAAGGUUUUGUCUGUAACAUUAGAUGAAUGGUCUGAUAAGGAAAUCGAAAAAAUGUUUGAGGUUGGAGGGAAUGCUUCCGCAAAUUCAAUUUAUGAGGCUUUUGUUCCUGAAGGAUUCUCAAAGCCUGGACCAAAUUCUAGUCAUGAGCAGCGUUCAAAAUUUAUUAGGUCUAAGUAUGAGCAUCAUGAAUUUAUAAAGCCUAGCUUGCGAAGCUCGUCAACUGCUGGAAGGGGCUCUGACCAAUCCCAAAAGAUUACCGAUAGUUUUCGAAGUUCAAGUUCAUCGCAGAGAACGGAAGGCAUGGUUGAAUAUAUUGGAUUAUUGAAGGUCAAAAUAAUAAAAGGCACAGAUUUGGCUAUCAGAGAUGUGAUGUCAAGUGAUCCUUACGUCAUCCUGACUCUUGGUCAGCAGAAGUUUCAAACAAGUGUAAAGAAUAGCAACUCUAAUCCAGUCUGGAAUGAGGAGUUCAUGCUUUCUGUUCCUCAGCAUUUUGGUCCCUUGAAACUGCAAUUAUUUGAUUACGACACAUUUUCUGCUGAUGACACAAUGGGAGAUGUUGAGGUCGAUAUCCAGCCACUCAUAAGCUCUGCAGUUUCAAUCGGAGAUCCUUCAAUGUAUGGGAACAUGCAGAUCGGAAAAUGGCAGAAAUCGCAAGACAAUGCGCUCAUAGACGAUAGCUCCAUUGACAUCAUAGAUGGGAAGGUGAUACAGACAGUGUCACUCAAGCUCCAGAAUGUGGAAUCUGGAGAAAUACAAAUAGAACUGGAAUGGAUGCCUCUUGACCAAUAGUCUACUUAUAAUUUUUUUUUUUUUUUUUUGGUCCCAUUUAAUUUCAAUAAUAAAUAUCAUGUUGUAUUAAUUACUUAUGUGAAAUUGCACCAGAGUGGCUUUUUUUUUGGUAAUUAAUUUAUUCGAACUUCAUUCUUUAUUUAUUUUUCUUUUUCUCAUCGAUUUACUUAAAGUUGAUAUACUUAAUGAGGUUGCAGACAAUUUCCAUUUUCUUAGUAUUAAUCGGUUGUUGAGAAAUAAAUAAUAGUGGUCAAGGUCAUAUGGCCAAUCAAUCCUGA